UGUGUCGGGACGACGCUUGAUUAAGCCGGUUGAAUAAAAAUAGUUUAACGUUCGUCGGGUGAAUUGCCCGCCAGAUUCAAAUAAUUAUUGUAUUUAUAAUUGCUGUAAGGGAUAAAUGUUAAACUCAAAUGGAUAAAUUAUUUUAUUUGACAUUUUUUUUAUACCUUCAUAGUGUAUAAGACAAGGGUGAAAAUGUCAACGAGUGCACGAGAGCACCAAAGUUGUAAAUUUACUCGAGUUUCGAUGAAUAAUUAAUUAGAAACCAGUGAUUUACAUUCGAUGGAGUCGCAUAAUUGCAGUGACUAAUACGCACUGCGGUGUUAGACUCAUCCAUUUCUAUACUCUUCUUUGGAUUUUGCUGAACUAGAGAAAAAGUAACAAUGGAUAACUUGAAGAAUAAAAAGGAGAUUCGAUUAUUGGAGUUUGGUGUAUUAUUGACCAUUUUCACGUCGUUGACUUCAGCACUUUAUUUUCCACAAUCAGACUUACGGCUGAGGCUACCUUAUUCUAAGAACAACCAUGAAGUCUUGGAAUCAGAUGUUACUCUUUUCAUUCUACGAACUCUCCGGAAUGAUUCUGUCAUAUCGAAAGCUCUAAAAUAUCGAAUUGUGUCUGUACAUGAUGAUGUUGUGAAAUUAGACUUCAAAACAGGGGAGGUUACUUAUGAUCCUCGUACUUUUUCCAAACAAGGAAAUGGCUUGAAAACAAUUAUUAUACAAGCUACAGAGCCAGACAGUACUGAUGCGAAGAUGGAGAUAAAAAUUGAACCAGUAGAAAUUAAAGAGGAUCGACUGGACUGUGUAGAAUUUACCAGGGACAUGUGCUUUUGGAACGUAUCAAAGUACAAAAUCUAUGAAAAUCAGCCCUCUACAAUGCUUGGAAGAUUGAGCUCACCAGUGUACAAGACCUUUUGCCCAAAUUAUCACAUUACCCACUAUGAAUUAUUAAAUGGAACGAGAUAUUUUCAUAUUUUAAACGAAGAUCUCUACUCAAAUGCAUCACUAGAUAGGGACACAGUAGAUAAUCCAGGAGGUCCUGGAGCUCACGUAGACAUUCAAGUACGAUGUGUUAUAUGGAAUGAGAAAUCAGGAAACCAGUAUUCUCACGAGACGAAUCUCAACAUCGACAUUCUGGAUUUGGAUGACAAUCCUCCUGUAGCACAGACGAAUACAAACGUCGCGAUAACACUUCGGGAUUUUUCAGUGGGAGCAAGACUUGAUGAUAACGAUUUAAUGAUCAAGGAUGCUGAUUCAAUUGGUAGUAACACCUACAGCGUUCGAAUAUUAGGAGAUAUUCAUGAUGCAUUGAAUAUAACCUACAGCACUAUUCCAAUCGAACAUCCAAACCAUCCAGAAAAUCCACCUUCUACUGCUAUUUUCACUAGAAUUUUUUCCAAGACGACACUUCUACCAAAGUCACCAUACAUAGUCGUGCUUCAAGUAACUGAUGAAAGCUUGAUCCCAGGAUAUGGCGAAAAAUCAGUAAACAUUACUUUAUCAUUCAUUGGACCUCAACAUCAUUUGACCUCCACAACAACGACAGCCCCAUCGAAGAAGCCAAUCUCUUUUCCAACAACUGUAACGAUGUCCCGAGUGUCAUUACAGUUUUUUAGGAUUACUCAACCGACGUUUAAACCUCCUUCAAAAUUAACGUUCAGUCUUCAAGGCUCUGAGGCUUUUAAUAUUACUUUCAAGGGAGGAAUUAUAUAUGUUGCUAAUUCUUCAGUACUUAGUAGAACGGCGCCUUCGAAAAUACCAUUAACCAUUCAAUGGAGAACAUCCGAUCACAAAACAUCCACAGUUUCUCUGACAAUAAAUCUAGUAAACGCAUCAUCAGCUGCACAUGGAAACACUUGUGUCAAUCAAUCAACUAUAAUUCACUCGUGUGCAAACUCUAUGACAAAAAAGUCAUGUGAGCUACAAUGUGGUAUAGGUGCUGGAUCAUUCAGUAAUUCCCACACAACUGCGUGCAUGUGGCGGUCUAAUAAUGGAGUAAAUUCAGCAAUAAUGACUGAACGUUAUGAAACCUGCACUCCAGAUCUUGUUCAUUGUCCAGACAACAUUUGCGAUGAAUUGGAGCAACUGGACCAUCGAAUCUGUCCUCAAGAUUGCACUAUUGAAUCUGAAGUGCACUUUGGCGAGAUGAAUCGAGAAGGAAGAGGCAUAAAGGUCGGAUUAGGCACGUGUUGGUGCAAUGAUAUGAUCCAAUGUACUUGCGGUCAUAUGUCUUUUCGCAAGAGUACUGGUGACAAUUCCAAUACUAGUGGUGGUACGUUCGGAGGAAGCAGUAAAGACUCGUAUAAACCAAAGAAAGAACGUCAGAAGGAACCAGUCGUCCCUGACGCACAUAAAAUUGCAUCAACCAAUGUUUGUGGACUAACUUGUUUAAUUGGCGUGAUUGGCGCUAGCUUUUUCGUCUUAUUCAUCGUUGGAGUUUUCAUCAUAAGGAAAUAUAGAACUAUUGGAAAAGGAUCAAGACGCGAGUGUAAGAACCGAUCAGAUGACAUGAGCAACGGGCUUGGAAUCCUUUCAUUGGACUAUUUAGACCGUGGUGAUGGACAUCUCAUAAAUAGCGAUCCGUUUGCUACGGCUAAUCGAACUCUCUUGAUCCCGAAAACGACACCGCCGGAUCCCAAAUGGGAAUUUCCACGAUCAAGAUUAACAAUAGAGCAAGUCUUAGGUGAGGGAGAAUUCGGUAGAGUUUUAAGAGCAAAAGCAGUAGACAUUGGAGGUUGGUCUGGAUCUACUACUGUAGCUGUGAAGACGUUAAAAGAAGAUGCAAGUGGAUCUGAACUAGCUGAUCUUCUUUCUGAAUACCAGUUACUCAAAGAAGCACAACAUCCGAAUGUGAUAAGGCUGCUUGGUGCAUGUACGUCGCCUGGGGGACCAGUUUAUCUUAUCAUCGAGUUCGCUGAGUUUGGUUCACUCAGAAAUUAUUUGAGAAGAAGCCGUCAUCUAGAGUUAGAAGGACCAAUACCUUGUUCGACUUCUUUACUUACAGCUUCACUCAGUAAUACUAAGGAAGAAGCACCAGAUACAACCGUAAAUUACACAAUAACUCCUCACGAUAUACUCUCUUUCGCUUGGCAGAUCAGUAAAGGAAUGGCUUAUCUAGCUGACAUCAAGUUGGUCCAUCGAGAUCUUGCGGCAAGGAAUGUGCUUCUUGCAUCUGGUAAAGUUUGCAAAAUUUCGGACUUUGGAUUAACAAGAGAUGUCUAUGAAGAUGAAGCUUACUUGAAAAGAAGUAAAGGACGAGUCCCAGUAAAGUGGAUGGCACCAGAAUCCUUGGCAGACCAUGUUUACACAAGUAAAUCUGACGUAUGGAGUUUUGGGGUGCUUUUAUGGGAAUUAGUGACUCUAGGAGCUUCACCAUAUCCCGGUGUAGAUGUUCAUAAUCUCUACAACUUACUCAAGACCGGAUACCGGAUGGAAAGACCCGCUAAUUGUUCUAUCCAGCUAUAUAAAUUAAUGGCUUCCUGUUGGCACGACGAACCUGCCAUGAGACCCUCAUUCAAAGAGCUUACCUGUCAGUGGGAACGUAUGCUUGAGGAUGGCAUUGACUAUCUUGACCUGAAUCCUCGAACUGUUCAUAAUCAAGCAUAUUUUGCUCCAGUCCAUACUUUAGAUAGUCCGACAAGUUCCAGCAUUGAAGGAAUAAUAAGUCAAAAAUCAAGCGCUCCACGAACCGAAGCGGUAAACUAUCUUACAAAACCAUCAGGAGAAACGAUAACUAAAUGUGACAAAGUAGACAAACUUCAGGCACUCUGGCAAGAUCCAAUAUGUUCUUUCCCAGAUGAAUCUGCCAAGACAACUUAUGUGAACGAAAAGCCGGAUAAUCUCAGCGUUAAUCACUACGAAAGUCCAAUUAACUUACAAAGAGUUAGUAUUACUAGUAACAGUGAAAAUGACUUAAGAACACCAACAAAUGAACGGCCUCAGUCUUACAUCGAUAUGGAAGGGAAAAAAACUACUAAUGAUCAGAAGAAUUUAUUAUUUUUUAAUAAUGUCAAUCAAGAAAAUGACUCUGUGAAAAUGACGAAUGAAUGCACUAAGUGAAAAACUUUUAUGGAAAUUGAAUAAACUUUAAUCAAAGAAGUUUUGAGACGAAUCAAAGUGUAAAUAUAAAAAGAAAUAUACUCUUACGCUGCAAAUAAUCGUAAAAAGAAAGAGACUGCUAUUAAUUGCCUGGAACAAAGACUUGGACCAAAGUGAGAAAUAAAAAAUAAGAAAAAAUACCAAAGGAAAUAAUAUUAAUAACCUCUUCAGCAUAUUUUUGACUAGCAAAGUUCGUUAUGUAUUCACAAUAAAUUUAUUAAAAUGAAACAAUAAUUAUUCAAUUAACCAAAAGUAGAAA
Molecule: messenger RNA, 4353 nt
Organism: Chelonus insularis
Lineage: Eukaryota; Metazoa; Arthropoda; Insecta; Hymenoptera; Braconidae
Gene: Ret
Product: Ret oncogene
Exons: 20
Coding region: 381-4055 (1224 amino acids)
Biological process (GO): cell surface receptor protein tyrosine kinase signaling pathway; homophilic cell-cell adhesion; positive regulation of kinase activity
Cellular component (GO): signaling receptor complex; axon; plasma membrane
Molecular function (GO): calcium ion binding; transmembrane receptor protein tyrosine kinase activity; ATP binding
Source: RefSeq, a predicted model, not a curated record